AUGGCGUCCGACCUCCCCGCCUCUGUUGAGGCUCUUACCCUCCAAUCCACAACAUCCACAUCCGACUACCCAGGAUGCUUUCCCUCUUUGAACCCUAUGGACAUCUACCGCGAGCACAUUGCGACCGAGCUGAGCAAGGGCUCUGGCAUUGAUGCCGAGCUGAUCUACACCCGCCUUGCGUGGACCAACAGUCUCGACAAGGGUGAUUUGUCGCUGCCCGUCGCUUCCCUCCGUAUCAAGAAGAAGCCUCAAGAGCUUGCCGAGGAGCUGGCUUCAAAAUUCCCCGAAUCCGACCUCGUCCACCCUCCCACGGCCGCUGGUCCCCACCUGGCGUUCUUCUGCAAGGCCCAGCCUCUGGCAAAGACUGUUCUCGGUCGCGUCUUGACUGAGAAGGCCGCCUAUGGUACAAAUGGAAACGCCGGUCUGAAGGACCCCAAGGACCCCUCCAAGGGCCAGAAGAGAAUCAUCAUUGAGUUCUCUUCGCCGAACAUUGCGAAGCCUUUCCACGCUGGUCACCUGCGUAGUACUAUCAUUGGUGGCUUCCUUGCCAACCUGCACACCGUCCUGGGAUGGGAUGUGAUCAAGAUGAAUUACCUCGGUGACUGGGGUAAGCAAUACGGUCUUCUGGCCAAUGGCUUCAAGUACUUCGGUAACGAGGAGGCCUUGCAAAAGGAUCCCAUCAACCACCUGUUCGACGUCUACGUCAAGGUCAACCAGCUUGUCGCCGAGCACGACAAGCCAAUUAAGGACCUCAAAGAGGAGAUCAAGGCCAAGAAGGAGAAGAAUGAGGAUAUUUCCGCCCAGGAGGCCGAGCUCGCCAAGCUCGUCGAGGUCAGCGAGGAUGAGAAGGCUCGUCGCUACUUCAAGAGCAUGGAGGACGGUAACCCCGAGGCACUGGCUCUCUGGCGCCGCUUCCGUGACCUCAGUAUCGCCAAGUACAAGCAGACCUAUGCUCGUCUCAACAUUGACUUCGAUGUUUACUCUGGUGAAUCCCAGGUCAAGAGCGAGAGCAUGACCACGGCCUACAAGGCUAUGGAGAAGGCCGGCGUGGCGGAGGAGUCCGAGGGUGCCAUCAUUGCCGAUUUCACCAAGCACGGCGCUAAGAAGCUCGGAAAGGCCAUCAUUGUCCGCAAGGAUGGUACUCCCCUUUACCUGACCCGUGACAUCGGUGCCAUUAUCGAGCGUGAUGAGGCCUACCACUUCGAUAAGAUGAUUUACGUUGUCGCUGCCCAGCAGGAUCUCCACCUUGCUCAGCUGUUCAAGAUCACCGAGCUGAUGGGCCGCAAGGAUCUUUCCGACCGUUGCGAGCACAUCAACUUCGGUAUGGUGCACGGUAUGAGCACUCGCAAGGGUACCGUGAAGUUCCUGGAUGAUAUCCUGCGUGAUGUGGGUGACAAGAUGCACGAGGUGAUGAAGAAGAACGAGGUCAAGUACCAGCAGGUCGAGAACCCCGAGCAGACUGCCGAUACCCUUGGUAUCACCGCCGUCAUGGUCCAGGACAUGACUGGCAAGCGUAUCAACGGCUACACCUUCAACUUGGAGGCCAUGACCUCCUUCGAGGGUGACACCGGUCCUUACCUGCAGUACGCCCACGCCCGUCUCUGCUCCAUGACCCGCAAGUCUGAGUUGAACGUGGACGACCUGCCGUCGGCCAACUUUGAUCUCCUCACCGAGCAGCAUGCCAUCGAUCUCAUCCGUCUGCUCGCAUCUUGGCCGGAUGUUCUCCUUAACACUGCCAAGACCCUGGAACCCAUCACUGUUCUAUCUUACCUCUUCCGCAUGACUCACAUGCUGAGCUCGAGUUACGAUGUCCUUCGGGUCAUUGGCAGCGAGCCCGAGGUAAAGAAGGCCCGUAUGGCUCUGUAUGCCGCUGCUCGCCAGGUCCUGCACAACGGUAUGCGGGUUCUUGGUCUCAACCCUGUUGAGCGGAUGUAA
Penicillium odoratum is the source of this 1935-nucleotide messenger RNA. Its product is annotated as arginine--tRNA ligase. Gene Ontology annotation, cellular component: cytoplasm; mitochondrion. The record is from RefSeq and is a predicted model, not a curated record. Gene Ontology annotation, molecular function: ATP binding; arginine-tRNA ligase activity. The coding region runs from base 1 to 1935 and encodes 644 amino acids. Lineage: Eukaryota; Fungi; Ascomycota; Eurotiomycetes; Eurotiales; Aspergillaceae. Gene Ontology annotation, biological process: mitochondrial translation; arginyl-tRNA aminoacylation. The transcript is spliced from 4 exons.